Molecule: messenger RNA, 2160 nt
Organism: Sesamum indicum (sesame)
Lineage: Eukaryota; Viridiplantae; Streptophyta; Magnoliopsida; Lamiales; Pedaliaceae
Product: ureide permease 1
Biological process (GO): nitrogen compound transport
Cellular component (GO): membrane
Molecular function (GO): uracil:monoatomic cation symporter activity; allantoin:proton symporter activity
Source: RefSeq, a predicted model, not a curated record
CAGUUUCACCACCCUACUACUUAUUUAAGUACUAUGUCUCUUCUCCCUUUGAUUUCUCUUCAUCCCACUCUUUCUUUUCUUGCUGACAUAGUUAUAACACUCAAAUCAGGAUCAAUCCCAAGGAUAAUCCAUCGCAGUAUCAUCAUCAUAACAGGUGUCUUGGUGGGGGUGAGGAGGAAUAGUCUUGAAAAAUGUAUGUGAUUGAGAGUAAGGGAGCAGCGAUAAUCUGCAUGCUGCUGGCCCUUGUGUUUCUGGGGACAUGGCCGGCAAUCUUGGCCCAUCUCGAGCGGCGUGGGAGGCUACCUCAGCACACUUAUCUUGAUUAUUCUUUAACUAAUUUCUUGACUGCUGUUGCUAUAGCUUUAACAGUUGGUCAGAUUGGUGAUGGGAAGGUCAAUAUGCCUAAUUUCAUCACUCAACUUUCUCAGGAUAAUUGGCCUUGUGUUUUGAUGGCCAUGGUGGGAGGAGUGUUUCUCAGUCUUGGGAAUUUGUCCACACAAUAUGCUUGGGCGUUUGUUGGGCUUUCUGUCACUGAGGUCAUCACCUCCAGCAUUGCAGUGGUUUUAGGGACAACCUUGAACUAUUUUCUCGACGAUCGCAUCAACAGAGCCGAGAUACUUUUUCCUGGAGUUGGAUGUUUCCUCGUUGCAGUUUUUCUCGGAUCUGCUGUUCAUUUUUCCAACGCAGCUGAUAUUACAGCAAAACUCAGCAGCUUGUCCGAUUCUUGCAAAGACAUAUCAGGGGCUGAUGGCUCAUCUGAUUAUAGAGAAAUAGUUUCAUAUAAGGAUGAUGCGACGGACCUCGAACAUGGAAGUAAAAAAGAGGAAAAAGUAAGAGUCGGAUCAGUGGACUACCUUGUUGAGCUUGAGCACAACAGAGCAAUUAAGGUUUUCGGUAAGAGUAUUUGGUUAGGGUUGAGCAUAACUUUCUUCGCUGGCGUGUGUUACUCUCUCUUCUCACCGACGUUCAACUUGGCUACCAACAAUCAAUGGCACAUGAUGAAACGGGGGGUUCCCGACUUGGUUGUCUACACGGCGUUUUUCUACUUUUCGCUGUCAUUUUUUUUCAUUGCAUUGGUGCUAAAUGUCUGGUUCUUGUACCACCCUGUUCUUAACUUGCCAAAAUCGUCCAUAACAUCAUACCUUAAGGAUUGGAAGGGAAGGAACUGGGCAGUCUUGGCCGGCAUAUGCUGCGGCAUAGGCAAUGGCCUGCAGUUCAUGGGAGGGCAAGCAGCAGGUUAUGCAGCUGCCGACUGUGUUCAGGCUCUGCCACUUGUGAGCACAUUUUGGGGUAUACUAUGUUUUGGGGAGUACAGGAGAUCGUCGAGGAGGACUUAUGUUUUGCUAAUAAGCAUGCUGCUCAUGUUUGUUGUUGCAGUAGCAGUGCUUAUUGCUUCAUCCGGGCAUCGAAGAACUUAGCUGUUACUAAGUUUCAUAUGUUGCUCUGUAAUGAUCAAAGUCUUAGAUGUAAACUUAAGAUGCCACGUCGUCUGGUUAAUUUUAUUUACAACUGGCUUGGCUUACUGUAACUUCGACGAUAGUAUAAGUAGUACCUGGCCAUCAAAGGCCUUGAUGGCAGUAGAAGCAGCCUUAGUCGAUGUGCAAGUGACCAAGCCAAAUCCACAGUUGUCACGGUCAGACCAAGACAACCUCUAGCUGCAAAGCGGAAAGAAGUAUGGACAUUGAAGGUCUGGAGUUGAAAAGAUUGACAAUGUGCAAGACUAUAUGAGAAUUUUAUCUUAUUCAAAGUAGUCCAACAAUCACAAUAUGCAGGGAGACUUUUCAUACUGAAUCAAUUGUGCUAGCAAAGAUGAUACCUUCAACCACAUCUCUGUACUGAGAGAGAGUGAGUUUCGCUCAAACUCCACUCCAGUCGUCUUCGUACUGAGAGAGAGAGAGAGAGCUUUGUUCAAACUCAAGUCGCCGGUGCUGCACGAGAGAGCUACAAGAAUAUAACUAAAGAAAUAAGAAAAACAAAAGAAAGAUAUUUUCUCAAAAACUCCAGCUAAGAGCUUCGAGGAUGACAAGCAUUGCCUGAAAAAGCGAAGCAUCAGAAGAAGAUACUUGUGCACUAGCAGGCAGUUCUGUUCGUUAACAAAUUGUCGAGAAAGCCCAUCUUUGCACCUGUGCAUCAAAAGGCAAAGAGGAGGAGAAUUAGCAU